Messenger RNA from Metarhizium brunneum ARSEF 3297, 2151 nucleotides. It is a transcript of the gene NUP37, whose product is annotated as Nucleoporin NUP37. NCBI's taxonomy places the organism in Eukaryota, Fungi, Ascomycota, Sordariomycetes, Hypocreales, Clavicipitaceae. The record is from RefSeq and is a predicted model, not a curated record. Gene Ontology annotation, molecular function: protein binding.
AUGACUUCAUUUACGACUCCUCGUAUUCGUCGAACGGGACAAAAUACGCAGUUUACACAUAAUCUAUCACGACGCGUAAAUGAUUUGCAAACAUAUCCGAUCCAAUCACCCCAGGGAGCCACAAUCCUGCUCUAUGGCCACGAAAAUGGCGUAACCAUCAUUUGGCGGGGUGGACGAAGACUAAAGCGCCAAAAGAAGAGUCCCGAACCCGAAAAAAAGCAAAAUGGAACCUCUGAUGAUGCCGUCAUGGUUAUCGACUCUGACGACGAGCACCCACCUGCCAAGGCUCAAACCGUGCACAAGUUUGAGGAUAAACCCGAGUUUGAGAGUGAAAACGAAGAAGUACCGUAUCCGGAAAUCGUGCAAACCUUGGACUUGACGCUGGGGACAGCCGUGUUGCAUGUGGCUGUCAUGUCGAUGGCGCCUUACAACCCUCAAGAUCGACAAAAUGCGACAGGGGCAUUGCUGUCGGACAGGAUGGUGUUUGCAGUUUCAUGUGUGACGAAUGAUGUCUAUGUUAUUACUCUUCCUCUGACACCGCCGUCCUUUGAGAGUAAAGCGAGAGAGGAGCUUCGGGCGGGUCUGUUGGCCGGACAAGCUGGCUCCGGAGCUUGGGGAGAGUCUCUGGUUUUGCUGAGUGGCCAGAGGAGGUACAGCGAUGGGCUAGCUAUCAGCUUGGUCCAGCCGAAGUCCUCAGAUCCUGAUAGCAAGGCGCCUAGGGCCGUGGUUGCGUCGUGCUCUCGCCAGGCAUCUGGGACUCUAGCGCUCUGGGACGUGCCGUUGGACCCAAAGGCAAGGCCUGAACGAGCAAUCGAGCCCUUUCAGACCGAAUAUCUUCCCCAGCCGCUCUCCAGCAUCUCAUUCAACCCGUCACACCCCACACAGCUGCUGACCGUCUCUCCGUAUCAGGCCGCGAGGGUAUAUGACUUCGCUGUGUCCUCUGUUCCUCCCGACCCAGAAGCUAUUGGGCCUUUCCCACCACAAGGCUCAUGGCUGCUCUCAUUGUAUCAGCCGUUUGCUCGACCAACUGCUUCCAGGAAACCAAUUCUGGAUGCGGCGUGGAUAUCACAUGGCAGAGCCAUCUUCGCACUUCUUGCAGAUGGUAUGUGGGGAGUUUGGGACGUCGAUGGAGUUAGGUCGUCUUCCGGAAGCGCAGCCAUGUCAAGCAAACUAGCAAGUGGCCUGAAAGGCGCUGCUCUAACGACCUUUAGUAUUUCAGGCUACAUCGAAGGAACUGGCUCACUGCGGAGUGUCGCAACUCAGCAAAAGGAAAACCACACUGGAGAAUUUGCGCCAAUGACUCCUCACACUCGUCGCCAGGCUACUGCUUCCUUAAGCUCCACUACCACAUUUGACCGUUUGGCGGCAGUUCGGGGUGGCAUAAGGACGAUUGCCCUGCCACCUAAAGGAAAGGCCUUGCAGGAGGAGAGUCUAAUAUUGUGGGUGGGCGGCCUGGAGCACGUCUGUGUUAUUCCAAUACUAUCGAAAUUCUGGGACUCACAACUCCGAAAAGGUUCUGGCGGCGGUGUAAACCUAUUUAGUGGAGCACAGCCGACGAGAAUGGUGAAACUAGCAGACCUCUCUACUGGACUGUUGGGAGAGAGAUGUUGCGGCGUGGGCCUGGUUGUGGCGUCUUUGAAAUCUGGGACAUCACCGGAAGAAGAUGGCGGUUUGCCUGUGGAUGUUCUGAUUCAAGGCGAGUCUCGACUGGUUAUUGUUCGUCAGGGAGAGGACGGACCAGGGAAGAAAAUCGCCAAAAUGGCUGAUAGCCGGAGAAGACGGCUAUUCUCGGAAGGAGAGAGAUCAGACGCCAUCAUCGUUCACGGUAACCCGGAGAGAACCACAAGCUUAUCAUUUAACCUCAGCACCUCGAAACCUGGAACUUUGAGACGCAAGUCUUCGCAAAGCAAGAAUGACGAUUCUACUGGACAGUUUGGAGUCUCGGAUGAUACAUUGCAGCUACCAAACCGCUCCCGCGUAGGCUUUGACUUUAUGAACGACCUGAGUGCGGCUGCAGACGUCAAAACCGAUGUCACCGCCCGAAAUGUGGAAGCCGAGAUGCUUGACAUUAUGGAGAUUGAUCAAGUGCUGGACAACAUGAGGGAUAGCCGGGGAAGCAGACGGAAGAAGGUGUUCUUCGAAGAAGACUGA